Eptesicus fuscus (big brown bat) is the source of this 1157-nucleotide messenger RNA. It is a transcript of the gene SETD9, whose product is annotated as SET domain containing 9. Gene Ontology annotation, molecular function: protein binding. NCBI's taxonomy places the organism in Eukaryota, Metazoa, Chordata, Mammalia, Chiroptera, Vespertilionidae. The transcript is spliced from 6 exons. Bases 66 to 965 code for a protein of 299 amino acids. The record is from RefSeq and is a predicted model, not a curated record.
ACUCGCGCCGCCGCUCCGCCCCCGCCGGGCGCGCCCACGUCCGUCCCGGGCGCCGCGGGGCCGCCAUGCCGGGCCGCCUGCUGCGGGGCCUGCGGCAGUGGUGGCACCGUUACCGGUACCGCUUCGUACCUUGGAUCGCGCUGAACAUAAACCACAACCCCAGGACCCUCCGGGACGUCCCAGGGGAAGCCAGAGACAAAGUCAUCUCGGACGAAGAGGUCCUGGGGGCACUGCUGCGCCUCUUCCGGGCGCUCUUCACCCGCGACCUCCCUCGCCAGCGGGAGGUCCUGACGGUGCUCCCGGAACCCGUCCGGUCCAGGUAUCCAGACCUGCGGUCAGUCCAGCCUCCGAGGGCGAAGGUGCUUGAACGCGGACAGCACCAGCCGAAUGCCUUCAACCCAGAAGACGUUCUGUAUGAGACGCUGGGUUUCAGUGUUGCCCGAGCAGCCAGCUCCUUGGUUUCCGCCGGAAGGGGUGUCUUCGUCUCGAAAGGACUGGCACGAAAAGGCGCCGUUGUCUCCAUGUACCCUGGUACAGUAUAUCAGAAACACGAGCCAGUCUUUUUCCAGUCGAUUGGAAAUCCAUUUAUUUUUAGAUGCCUGGAUGGCGUACUCAUUGAUGGAAAUGACAAGGGAAUAUCGAAAGUCGUGUUCAGGUCUUGCAGUGGAAGGGACCGACUUGGCCCUUUGAGAAUGAGUGACAGCACCUGGCUGACAUCAGAAAUUCAGAACCCUCUGGCAGUAGGCCAGUAUGUCAACAAUUGUUCCAAUGACAGACCAGCCAACGUCUGCUAUCAGGAGUUCGACGUGCCCCCGGGUUUCCCUGUGGAACUGAAGCAGUACCUCCCCAACACCGCCUACAGCUGCGCCCAGCAGAGGCCCCUUCGCUGUGUCGUCCUCGUUGCUCUCAGGGACGUCGGCCGAGGAGAAGAGCUGCUCUCCAACUACUACACCAUUGUCCGCUGACGGAACCAGGAAGCAGCUUUCUCCUCAGUCCAUGGGAAGAUUGUGGUUAGUCACUUCUCAAUUCCAGAGUGGGAACUUCUAUUUUGUUUCAAUUCCAUGAUAAAAAUUAUUUCUUAAUUUCAAUUUCAAAUUUGCAGUGCAACUCCAAUUUUACUUCAUCUUCACCUAAAUAAAGUAGCUUAUUAAAACCUA